AUGACCAUUACUGCUGAUAAGUUUUGUCGGUUGAAUGUGGCUGUGAUUGGAGGGGGAAUUGGGGGACUUGCGAGCGCAAUCGCUCUUCGUCGUUCAGGUCAUGUUGUCACAAUCUACGAACAAUGCUAUCAAAUCAGAGACGCCGGAGCAUCAAUCAGCUUCCCUGCCAAUGGCACCAAGUGGCUAGAUGAGUGGGGAGUUGAUAUCACCUUAGGCAAACCUACAAGUAUCCAAAAGCAAAUACGACAUGAUCUAGAGACCGGCGAUGUGCAAGAUGUUCUCGAAAUUUCUAAUUACACAGAGAGAUGGGGUUAUGAACAUUAUAACUUCUAUCGGAAGGACAUGCACAGAAUGCUGUUAGAAGCAGCAAUUGGACCAGGCGAGGGGAAGCCAGCCACGCUCAAACUGGAUCACUCUUGCAAAACGCUGGAUUUGGAGAAGGGGUCAAUCACAUUCCGCAAUGAGACAACUGUCCAGCACGAUAUUAUCAUUGGGGCUGAUGGGAUCGGGUCCUCCGUGCGUCAAGCUCUAGGGAUCGUGCCCGAGCGUAGGAGAGCAACAUCCACUUGCUAUCAUUGUGUGAUCCGAGCAAUCGAGGUCCACCGUCUCGGGUUUCCUGAAAUGGCCGGCAAUAGCGCCCUAGAGUACUGGGGGCAGGGGUUGCAAAAGAUCGUCUAUUCGGCGUGUCGCAGUGGGGACAUUCAGUCGUUCUAUCUCUUCUUUCCUCUCUCCAGUACCGAUUCCGAGCAGGAUACCGAGAGCUGGGAUGGCGGUGGAACACAUGAAGAACUCUUACGGUCCUUCCCAAAAUUGGAUCCGAGACUACGCACGCUGCUGUCUCAUUCUGUGGACAUUCAUCCCUGGCGACUCUUCGAACAUUUGCCGUAUGCACGUUGGCAGUGGGACCGCACUUGCAUCAUGGGAGAUGCUGCGCACCCCAUGCUUCCUGACCAAAGCCAGGGUGCAUGCCAGGCCAUCGAAGAUGCAGCAGCACUAGGGAUUAUUUUCUCGCAGGAAUACUCCUUCUCUUCAAAUAUAAGUGCCGGGCUGCAACUGUACGAGAACAUCCGUAAGCCUCGGGCAACUAAGGUGCAAGCUGCCAGCGCCCGAGCUCGCAAGAACCUCUCAGAGCGGAUCGGGUUUUCUAGCCAACUCAACAGUAAAUUAUACAGUGUGGAGAGUGAAAAUGAAAAGCUAACAAUCGAGGAGAUCAACGGGUAUAACAUGAAAGAGCAUAUAGCAUCUCAGGCUAAUGUGGCAUAUCGGAAUCCAGGAUAGCGGGGUAAUCUUUCAUUUCUCGGGCAGAGCAAAAAAAGUCCGGGUCAGCAGCCUAAACUAAGCUUGCGCAGCUAAAACCUCAGAUGCUAAGCAUAAUCCGAGUUUCAGAGACAAAAAGGGAGAGCGUUGUUAAUAACCAUUGUCCGCCAUAAUUCUCUUUCCCAUUUUUGCCUGGGAUUUAUCAAGCUUUCCAGCGAAUUAUGAUCAGCGGUGGAAAGAAAGAGAUAUGCGCGAGCUUCGAUAUUGGAUUUAGCUGUAGCAUUGGUUGAGUUGCCAUUACUAUCUAAU
Aspergillus campestris IBT 28561 is the source of this 1566-nucleotide messenger RNA. Its product is annotated as FAD/NAD(P)-binding domain-containing protein. The record is from RefSeq and is a predicted model, not a curated record. Lineage: Eukaryota; Fungi; Ascomycota; Eurotiomycetes; Eurotiales; Aspergillaceae. Gene Ontology annotation, molecular function: monooxygenase activity; FAD binding. The transcript has 5 exons. The coding region runs from base 1 to 1278 and encodes 425 amino acids.